GACGGCUUCAGGUCAGCCAUGCUGGUUCCCUUUUCAUCGGCACUCACUUUAUUCCUCCUGCUAAUAUUAGCCGCCAGUUCAGAAGAUUUCGAAGAGAAGUCGCGUUAUCCCCGCUACCGCAUCAGAAAGUUCCUGAACACUUCUGAGCCCAUAUGGACUUACAAUUCAACGCUUCCAGAAGCACUCCUAUGUACGGUGGACGUCAAGUUGACUAUAAACAGGCUGUCAACUCGGUUCAACAGGUCGUACUAUAUAGAUGGUCGAGUGGUAUCAGAGGUCCUACAAGGAUGGUUUCGUCGAUGGGAUAAGGUGAUCGUUGGGAAAGUAGGUAAAAGAUCAGUCGUUGAAGAGGAUCUGGUCUACACUGGCGGGAACAGGACCUGUGGUGUCUUCAAAUCAAGGCUUCGACUGCCUGGUGAACAUUCUUGGUAUGAUUUGCGAGUAAGAAUUUUUCUAUACUUACCGGCCCAUCGGAAGAUUGUGUUGGCAACUUCAAUGCUGUCAUUGCUAAAGCAACAAAAAAGGUCCCGCGAACAAAAACCAGGACUCCUUCAGUUGCAUCUAAACCAAUUUACUAUCCUUGGUGUCAACAAUACUUCAGUCCCCAUCAUCUCCCUCUGCCGAACUUCAAGGUUCCAACCAUGGCUGAACUUCUCAGGUGCUACGACUAUGACAGACGUGCCUGAGGACGACGAGCCUAGUCCGCCUAUUGCAGAGAGGCCGCACAUGCCUCGCCUGUCAUAG
Messenger RNA from Rhipicephalus microplus (southern cattle tick), 744 nucleotides. RefSeq lists its product as uncharacterized. Lineage: Eukaryota; Metazoa; Arthropoda; Arachnida; Ixodida; Ixodidae. The record is from RefSeq and is a predicted model, not a curated record.